Messenger RNA from Eleginops maclovinus (Patagonian blennie), 2661 nucleotides. It is a transcript of the gene dcaf15, whose product is annotated as DDB1 and CUL4 associated factor 15. Gene Ontology annotation, biological process: protein ubiquitination. Gene Ontology annotation, cellular component: Cul4-RING E3 ubiquitin ligase complex. The coding region runs from base 116 to 2059 and encodes 647 amino acids. The record is from RefSeq and is a predicted model, not a curated record. Lineage: Eukaryota; Metazoa; Chordata; Actinopteri; Perciformes; Eleginopidae. The transcript has 13 exons.
ACCUUUGUUUCGUCUGUGAUGGAUGAGUCCACCGGCAAGUUGGCGCUGUCUCGUGCGGCCUACGGACCAAUCACGUCCGUCCUGACUGGAGCGAGCUAAAACAGUUGAGAGGGAGAUGGCGCCCAGCUCGAAAUCAGAAAAGGACGAUAGCAAAAAGAAAUCUCAAAGAAAACACAAAGACCAUGUCGUGAAGCUUCUCAUGCGUGGGAAGCUGUCAGGACACUUUUCCCAGCGUCUCUUUAGAAAGCUGCCACCUCGAGUGUGUGUUCCAUUGAAGAACAUCGUCAGUGAGGAGUUCCUGAGAGCAGGACAUGUCUACCUGGGUUUCACCAAAUGCGGUCGCUACGUUCUGUCCUACACCAGCGACUGUGGAGAAGAUGACGAUUUCUCUUUCUACACCUACCAUCUCUAUUGGUGGGAGUUUAACCUGCACAGCAGACUCAAACAGGUCCAUCAUGUACGUCUGUUUGCAGGAGAGGAAAUCUACAGUGACCUCUACCUGACCGUGUGUGAGUGGCCAAAUGACCACUCCAAAAUUGUCAUAUUUGGCUUCAAUACACGCAGUUCAAGCUCCGUGCUGAUGAACCUAAUGAUGAGUGAUGAGAACAACAGAGACAUCUACAUCACCAUCGCCUCCAUGCCUCCACCUAAACCUUGCUCGUACUGCUGCCCUGUUCCCUCAGCCACUACCAUACGCACAGGAAGUGGUGAGUGUCUGGAGCAUGGCUAUGUGCUCAACAGCAGGUACCAGGUGGUGUACCCGUUCCCCACCUUCCAGCCAGCUUUCCAGCUGAAAAAGGACCAGGUCAUCCUGUUGAACACUAGCUACUCUCUGGUGGCCUGCGGCAUCUCGCUCUGCCCAGGGAAGCAGGGCCAGUCAUCACAGAUCCUGUAUACAAAGAGAGUGGCUCUGUCAAGUCAAGGCUCUACAUUUUCCCCCUCUACAUCGUCGGCCUCUUCUUCCUCACUACCUCAGGGAUCUCCCGAAAGCAGAGCGCCACCUAGCAGACCCACUCCCAUUCCCUCAUCUCCGAGCCAGUCACAAGCAACCAUUCGAGCGCGGGAGUUUGCAGCUGACAUCUUCAGGAGGGCUCAGGGAGGCGGAGGAGGAGGAAAAGAAGACGAAGGCCAGGUGGAGAGAGGCCCAACUGAUGGGACGAAGGAGGCAGCACAGAUAUCAGAAGACCAAGGGAGUCAUGUAGAGACAAAGAGGGAGGAGGCAGAUUGUAAAAAGAGGCGGGAGGAAGAGGAGAGACGGACUAUUUUACCACAAGCGUCGACAUCAAGCGGGAGCCACAGUUUGCCACAGUCCUCUGAGCAAGGGAUGUCUCCUGCCUCCUCUUCCUCAUGCUCUUCCUCUCCCCCAACCCCAUCCUCAUCCCAGGAGUUUGGCCCCAGCGAGCCCGGAUAUGUCAACUAUUCACUCCUGCAUUACCGCCUCCAACAGCCGGGGGCAGCGGAGCAGACUGCGGGAGGUGCAGGAGGUUAUGAAGACGAUAAAGCUCAGCUGCCUUUCACCGUCACGGACCUGAAAGGACGGAACCUGCAGCUGGUCACCGGGCCACACUGCGGACAGAGUGUGUGUGUGGAGCAGUUGACUUUAGACUUUGAGUACCUGAUCAAUGAGGUGAUCCGGAGCGAUGCUGCCUGGGCCCCUCAGUUCUGCUCGUUCAGCGACUACGAUGUUGUGAUAUUAGAGGUGUGUCCUGAAACCAACACUGUGAUGAUCAACAUUGGUCUGCUGUUGCUGGCCUUCUCCAACGUGGACGAAGAGCACUGCAGGCCAAACACGUAUCAUUCCAACCUGCAGGUCAGCUGGGACCUCAACACAGGUGUGUGUUGCACUGUGGGCGUAGGUGACCUGACAGAAGUCAAGGGUCAGACAAGUGGGAGUGUGUGGAGCUCCUACAGGAAGUCCUGCGUGAACACAGUGAUGAAGUGGUUGGUUCCCGAGAGCAGCUCCCGCUACAUCAACCGCAUGACCAACGAAGCUCUACACAAAGGCUCGUCCCUGCAAGUGCUGGCAGACAGUGACCGAUGUACCUGGAUUGUAUUAUGAAGAAAGAAGGCGCGACGAUGCCACGGAAACAGCCGAGCACACACAGAUGCACACCGCCUCAUCGUCAGUACGGAGCGCCCUCCCAAUCUGAGCAGAACGCAACACGUCCAGAGGCAGCGCUUUAGUAACAUGUAAAUCGGUGUGAAAUAGAAAACAAACUAAAACUCGCUCCCAUGCUGAAGAGAUGCAUUACUUUUUGGGGGGGGGGGGGGGGCUGUGUUAUAUUUGACAGGAUUCAUCUUUUUUGUUUAUUGUGUACUGUAUUAUGGCAACCACCAAAAGAGCUGGACUGAAGGAGGAUUUAGUUUUUAUAAAUAAACUGCUAUCGGGGUGUGUGUUUGUGUGCGCGCCUGCGUACCCCAGUCUCCGUGUCCGCAGCCACAUGAAGACGGACCUGGUGAGUUUGCCGAAGGAUGCUGCGUUAACAGGUUCUAGUUUCUGUGUGAGUGUAACAUUUGACAGCUGCUUUUGAACACGUUGUUCCCUCGCCUGGACCGGUUCAGUCCAAACGUGUUGAUAAAUACAAAAUGAGGGAAAUUGAACUCACAGUUCUGCAUCAACUGACACUUAAGGUCUUUUUUACACUCCUGUCAUGAAAGGGG